This is a messenger RNA of Micropterus dolomieu (smallmouth bass), 2382 nucleotides long. It is a transcript of the gene nup50, whose product is annotated as nucleoporin 50. Lineage: Eukaryota; Metazoa; Chordata; Actinopteri; Centrarchiformes; Centrarchidae. The transcript is spliced from 8 exons. The record is from RefSeq and is a predicted model, not a curated record. Gene Ontology annotation, cellular component: nuclear pore. Bases 187 to 1593 code for a protein of 468 amino acids. Gene Ontology annotation, biological process: protein import into nucleus.
GUGGGGCGCGGGAACUCAUGCGGAUGCGCCGCUGUGUGAAAUGGUGGCGUGAGAAGCUCCGCACAGCGCUUCGUACCUGAAGCAGGUCAGCUAACGUUUCUGAAACGGUCUGCGUUACGUGAAGCGGUUUGAGAGUCAUUCAGAGGGUAGAGGUCGGAAUUUACAUUCCAGCAAAGAGCCGGUGGGAUGGCGAAGAGGAUCGCUGAUAAAGAGCUAACGGACAGGAACUGGGAUCAGGAGGAGGAGGGAGAGGAGGCCGGGACGUUUUCAGUCGCAAGUGAAGAUGUGUUGAAGAACCGGGCGAUUAAGAAAGCCAAACGCAGAAAUAUUGGCGAGCCGGAGAGUGGCGGCACCUUUAAAAGUUUUAAAGGCUUUUCUUUGGCCACAUCAGCAGCGAGCGGAGCCACGACGGCGUUUUCUGGUUUUGGGAACGGUGGCGGCUUUAAAGGCCUCAGCGGUCUGACCAACGGGAACGGCAUCACGCCAUCAUUCGGAGGUUUCUCAUCCACUGCUGCACCCGGUCUGACAUUCAACGGCCCCGCCUCCGCCGCUGACAUCAGCGCCAAGCAGACCAAUGGCUCCGCCCCGAGCCCGACUCAAAGCCCGAGCUCCUGCAGCAGCGGCGGCAGUGUCGGCAACAAGGAGUACAGCCGGCAGCUCACCGCUCUGAACUGCUCCGUGCGGGACUGGAUCACCAAGCACGUGAACGGCAACCCUCUGUGCGAUCUCAACCCCAUCUUCAGGGAUUACGAGCGGCACCUGGCCAGCAUCGAGCGGCAGUAUGGCGCCGGGUCUGCUGACGGGGGCUCCGAGGAGAAGAAGCAGGGAGGGAAGCUGCCGGCCGCGGCCACCCCUCCUCCUCCUCCUCCUCCCGUCUCAUCUUCCUCCUCCAGCAGAAGCAGCCCGGCGGCUCCGGCUCCGGCCGCCGCUUUGUUCUCCUUCUGCAAAAAUGUGACAGAAGACCGGGACAAAAGCGCCGCCGACGCUCCGGCCAGCGCCGGCGUCUCGUUUAACUUCGGUCAGAAGGUGGACAGCUCGGUUCUCGGCUCCUUGGGGUCCAAAACGACUCCCCCCAGCUUCUCCUUCUCCUCCUCCAGCGCCUCCUCCACCCACACCUCCCUGUUCGGAGCUCCUGGAUCUGCUGCGCCGCUGUCCUUCAGCGGGAAGAACGAGGACGCUAAGCCCGCAGACGAGAACAAAGACGAAGAGUCGGAGGAGCCUCCCAAACCCGAGGUGAAAGAGGUGAAAGAGGACGACGCCUUCUACUCGAAGAAGUGUAAACUGUUCUACAAGAAGGACUCUGAGUUCAAAGAGAAAGGCGUGGGAACUCUGCACCUCAAGGAGAUCGAGGAGGGAAAAACUCAGAUGGUCAUUCGCGCCGACACCAACCUGGGAAACAUCCUGCUGAACAUCAUCGUGCAGGCCUCCAUGCCGUGCUCCCGGGUCGGGAAGAACAACGUGAUGGUGGUGUGCGUCCCCAACCCGCCCGUCGACGACAAGAACGCCAGCAGCCCCGUCCCCCUCCUCAUCCGGGUCAAGACCGCCGAGGACGCCGACGAGCUCCACAAGACCCUGGAGGAGAAGAAAGGCUGAACCUCCCCGCCCCCCCUGAGCUUUUAGCAGACCUCACCCGGUCUUCCUCGGACCCUCCAGACCCCGUCGACCUCAUCACGCCGGUUUUAUCCACACACACACACUCACACACACUCACACACAUUUGUACUUUAAGUCCUGGUGAUCCACGUCCCCCCUCAGUCUCCCACAAUAAAUUGGUCGUCAUACUGUGAAAUAUUUGCGUUUAUUUUUAAUCACAAACGUCAGAAGCAGGUCGCCGCCGGCGCCAUCGCUCUCCGGAUCGGCUACAUUCCUCCUGGCUGGAUGCUGCUGUUUUUAUCAGAAGCAGAUCGAUGUAUUUAAUCAGUCUGUGUUUCAUUUUACUGUUUUAAUUUGGUGGCGAGUGACUGAAAGUGUUAUAGUGCGAUCUUUACCACAGAGUUAUUUUGGGGUGGGGCGGGGCUCCAAAUAAGGUCCAGGAUUUGGUUUUACAAAUUAAGUACUCGCAGUAACAGUUAACGUUUUAAAUGAUGAACGUGGCGAGGAUUUAGUGCGUCUGCUGAGUGUUUUUUUUGCUCUGGGAACUAUUUAUUGUGUCGGCAGGAUUUGAACUCGCUGACCGAACGUCGUGUGACCGUUUCCCCUGAAGAGCUUCUGGAAACGGUGUGAGGAAGGGAAGUGUUUUUAUUUUCUGUAAACAUGGACUCUGUUUUUGACACAAGUGUCCUUUGUGUAGCCUUCGGUUCGGCCUUCGAGAUGAGGCAUGCUGUCAUCGUCUGAGAACAUUUGUAAAGACAUUUAUUGGGGAAUAAAAAGGAAACAAACCUU